Molecule: messenger RNA, 916 nt
Organism: Drosophila ficusphila
Lineage: Eukaryota; Metazoa; Arthropoda; Insecta; Diptera; Drosophilidae
Product: trypsin alpha-like
Exons: 1
Coding region: 28-771 (247 amino acids)
Biological process (GO): proteolysis
Molecular function (GO): serine-type endopeptidase activity
Source: RefSeq, a predicted model, not a curated record
UCUUUAGUUCCAACCAAGCAAGUCAAGAUGUUCAUCAAGUGCUUUCUUCUGCUGUCGGCAAUCAACUUCCUGUCCGCAGGACGAGUUCCCCAACCGGAAGAACGCAUCAUCGGUGGAAAAGAUAUUGAAAUAGAAGGGGCUCCGUGGCAGGUGUCCAUACAACUUCGUGGAAGACACCAUUGUGGUGGCUCUAUUUACAGCAAGGACAUUAUCAUCACUGCCGCUCACUGCUUUACGUUAGAUGGUAAGCAAAUUGAAGCCAAACACUACCAAGUUCGCGUAGGAUCCUCAAUGAAAAACAGCAAAGGGACUCUCAUCCCAGUAGCAGCAAUUAAGUCCCACGAUAAGUUUUUCAAACCUACAGCAGUAAACGACAUUGCUGUGAUGCGAUUGAGUAAGCCGAUUGAGUUCUCCAGCAAAGUGCAGGCGAUCCCCUUAGCCAAAAAGAAUCCAACCCCUGAAACUCUUGCGAUGACUUCUGGUUGGGGAGCAAUUUAUGUUACAUUUUUCGGAAUGCAAUAUCCCGAACACCUUCAAGGCGCACAACUCCGUAUUGAAAACUGUCGCCAAUUUCCUUUCACCACCGAGGACAACAUUUGUACCACUGGAAAAUCGGCUUGUUCUGGCGACUCUGGUGGACCUUUGGUUGUUAACCAGCAACUUGUCGGUGUUACCUCAUUUACCCAAGGCGACUAUUGCGAUGAUUUUGUGGCCUUCGCAGGUGUCCCUUCUUUCCAGAACUGGAUAUUAAAUGCCAUUGAAUCUAUUUGAAGGUUAAACUUUCAAAAGAAAAUCAAUAUGUUUAUAAAGAAUACAGCAAAACAAGGUUUUCAUUUAAAUGAAUUUUUUUAUAUGAUUUCAUGUUUUUAUCAAAAAAAUUUUACUAAUAUUAAUAAAAAACUAAAUUAUGUACUUA